AGCAAACAUGAAAAUAAUGUUUCAUUUUCUGGUCCUGACAGACAUCAAAAUUGUAUGCUGAUGAAGCCAUGUGUUAGCUAAUUGAAUUUAUUUAGUAUGAAUUUGCAAACGUAGGAAAUUUAAAGUCCUUAGUUCUUCAGGCAGUGCAAGUAGAAUCAAGUUGAAUCAAUAAGAAUGGCUAAGAGGAGCUGUUGAAAAUGUAGCUACAGAAACAGUUUGAAAGUAGUUGAAAAUGACAAGAACAUGGCAAAAAGUGGUUGGAAGAUAAUGCACCCAAACCAAAAUGGCGCAUGGAAAAUUAGAAAAAUAUAGAAAAUGAUAAGAUCAUGGUAAAAAAAAUGAAUAGAUGAUAGUGGAAUAUAUGAUAUGAACAAAAUGGAAAGUGAAAAAAAAAAAACAGAGUGAAAAAUGAUACAGCUGAAAAUCAUUAGAACAAAGCAGAAAUUAUUUGAACACAGUGAAAAAUGAUAUAAAGACCUUUGGGAGGAAAACAAGAACAUAUUAUAGAGAAUGGUUGGGACAUAGAGGAGUGACUAAACAAUGAAAAAAAAGCUGUAGAACCGAGUUCAAGACAUGACUGAUAUAAAUUGAUGAAUAACCAUAGAGCAAUUGAAGGAACAUCACAAUCCAUGGCUUCAUGCAGAUCUAGAAACUUGGCUAAUUGGCAUUUAAUGAUAGUUGAAUAAUUGUUGAAAAGAGAAAAUGUAAAGAAAUGGAAUACACAAAACUUGUAGAGAUGUAAUGGAAAUGUGAAAGAUCCUUGUAAUGCUACCAUGUGGAAGGAUCAUGUCUGGAUGUUGCUGUAAUCAUGUGUUCAGAACAAACUGGCCACUCGUACACUGGGGAGAGUCCCCCUAUAGACAGGUUUCACAAAUCUCUAUAACUGAUGAUGAUGCUCAAAUCAACAGGAAACUGCCAAAGGAACUUCUUCUGAGAAUUUUCUCCUUCUUAGAUGUGGUGACCCUGUGUCGAUGUGCUCAAGUCUCUAAGUUCUGGAACCUUCUUGCCCUUGAUGGAAGCAAUUGGCAGAGAGUUGACCUCUUUGAUUUCCAAGUUGAUGUCAAGGCCCCUGUGGUGGAAAACAUCUCCAAGAGAUGUGGUGGUUUUCUCAAGGCACUCAGUCUCAAAGGCUGUCAGAAUAUAACAGAUGAUGCUUUACAGAAAUUUGCUGAACAGUGCAAAAAUAUAGAGGAAUUGAAUCUGAAUAACUGUAAGAAACUAACAGAUCUAACAUGUGAAAGUUUAGGUAGACACAGCAAAAAGCUUCAACAUCUAGAUCUGAGCUCAUGUCAGGGUAUAACAGAUAAAGCUCUAAAGAAUAUCAGUGAUGUGUGUCACCAUUUACGACAUAUCAAUGUAUCAUGGUGUAAGGACGUGACAAAUGAUGGUCUGGAAGCGCUGGCGCGAGGCUGUCUCAAAUUGGAAGAUUUUAUCUGUAAAGGAUGCAAUCAGAUAACAGAUGUAGGUGUGGGCCAUAUAGCAAUACAUUGUAAAAACAUAAGGCGUAUCAAUCUGCAUUCUUGUCAGAGUAUUACAGAUGAUGCAUUGCAAUUGAUAGGGGAACAUUGUCAUGAUCUUAUAUUCUUGUGUGUAUCAAACUGUCAACGGCUCUCUGAUAAUGCACUGGUAUCUGUUGCCAAUGGAUGUCCUGCCUUAAGAACUCUGGAAGUUGCCUGUUGUUCACAUUUAACAGACAAUGGAUUUCAAGCCUUAGCAAAGAAUUGCCAGAAUUUAGAGCGUAUGGAUUUAGAAGAAUGUAUACAGAUAACUGAUUCAACAUUAAAUUAUCUGGGAAGUUAUUGUCAUAGACUAACAGCCCUUAGUUUAUCCCACUGUGAAUUAAUAACAGAUGAAGGUAUUAGACAUUUAGGCUCCAGUCCUUGUGCCACAGAACAGUUACAGGUGUUAGAACUUGAUAAUUGUCCUUUAAUAACUGAUGCGUCAUUAGAACAUUUGAUGGGUUGUCAGUGUCUAGAACGUAUAGAGCUGUAUGACUGUCAGCUUAUCACAAGACAGGGAAUACGGAGAUUAAAGACAAGACUACCAAACAUCAGAGUUCACGCCUACUUUGCCCCAGUGACUCCACCUGCCUCAGUGGGCGGUGGCCGGCAAAGGUACUGUAAAUGCUGUGUGAUACUAUGAUGAAAAUACUGUUCUAUUAAUAGCUGUGAUGUUUCCUACAUGGACAAAAUACCUUGCAUACAUAGUCAUUCUAAAACCAUUGUGUACAAGGUCUAUUUAUUCCUUAAAACUUGUACAGCAUUCACUGCUGUGUAAACUGGAUUAGUUGAAGGGAUGGAUACUUCAUACUGACAGCUAGAAGUGCAUUACAGUGUAGCAUAUACUUAUGGGUGAUACUGAAAGUUGAACAGUGGAGGACUGUGUGCACGGGAUGGAAAUUGUUUGACGCAGAAAGUGAUUUCUUUCUCUGACAAGGGGAGCAGCCAGUGUUGAAUGUAUGAUAUAAAAUCAAGCCUUAAUUUGGAAUUUUCAUCUGUUUGACACUGUAAAUUUUAACAUAUUGUAAAUUUCAUUCUUUUAUCUUAAAAUUGUCAUCUUAUAAUCGCUCACUUUAAAAAAAGUGUUAAAUAUUUACCCUGCUAAUUUCUAAAAUGGACUGGUCCAUCAUUCAGUUUGAGCAGUGCCACUUAUUAUUCAAAGACGUGUUUACUGAAAAUUGACUGACUGUAGUGCGAACAGUGCAGACCAUUAUCAGCCUACAUAGACAGUGUCAUGCAGGAUGAUCUUGGUCUGCACUGGUUGCAAAGGCAAAAUCACUUGCCACCAGC
Molecule: messenger RNA, 2789 nt
Organism: Mercenaria mercenaria
Lineage: Eukaryota; Metazoa; Mollusca; Bivalvia; Venerida; Veneridae
Product: F-box/LRR-repeat protein 20-like
Exons: 14
Coding region: 766-2142 (458 amino acids)
Biological process (GO): SCF-dependent proteasomal ubiquitin-dependent protein catabolic process
Cellular component (GO): SCF ubiquitin ligase complex
Molecular function (GO): protein binding
Source: RefSeq, a predicted model, not a curated record